This is a messenger RNA of Pollicipes pollicipes, 2184 nucleotides long. Its product is annotated as integrator complex subunit 6-like. The record is from RefSeq and is a predicted model, not a curated record. Gene Ontology annotation, cellular component: integrator complex. Gene Ontology annotation, biological process: snRNA 3'-end processing. Lineage: Eukaryota; Metazoa; Arthropoda; Thecostraca; Pollicipedomorpha; Pollicipedidae.
GUCGACAAGUCGUCGGGGCGGCACGGUGGACCUGUCCCGGAGAUCGUCAAUUUUCUGCCUUUUGAGCCUUCAACAUAUCAACAUAAUAUGUAGCAAGAGUCAUAUAAUUUCAAGACAAUGACAAUUAUAGUUUUCCUCAUUGAUACAUCUGCAUCAAUGAAUCAGCAAGCCUUCUCUGGUGGUCACCCAACCCUGCUGGAUGUAGCAAAGGGAGCUGUGGAGACCUUUGUCAAGAUCAGACAGAGAUCACCAGAAAGCAAGGGUGACAGGUACAUGCUGCUGACCUUCGAAGACCACCCAUAUCAUAUAAAGGCCGGCUGGAAGGAGAAUCUGCAAACAUUCACCCAGGAGCUCAAGAACUUGCAGGCUUUCGGCAUGACUCACAUGGGCAUGGCCAUCAAGAAUACGUUCGACGUUCUGAACCUGAACCGGAUGCAGUCCGGGAUCGACAUGUACGGCCAGGGGCGCUGUCCGUUCUUCCUGGAGCCGUCCAUCAUCGUGUGCAUCACGGACGGCGGACGGCUCACCGGACAGAACGUGUCCAUCAUGGACGAGCUCAAGAUCCCGCGUGACGCGCGCAUCCCGGGUACGGAGCUGACCAAGGACGUGUACCGCUGGGACCAGCGGCUGUUCAGUCUGGUGCUGCGCCUGAGCGGCACGCCGCCGCACGAGCGCGACGGCACCGGCCUGGUGGACAGCGACACCAGCGGCAUCGGCAAGCUGUGCGACGCUACCGGAGGCCGGUCGUACGCCAUCACCUCGCACCGGAUGCUGAUGCAGUGUGUGGAGUCGCUGGUGCAAAAGAUCCAGAGCGGGGUGGUGAUCAACUUCGAGAAGAUGGGACCGGACCCGCCGCCGGUGGCCGCCGAUCCCGGAGGCGCCGACACAGACAGCGAGGGCGGCAAGGAGAACGUCAUCAACUUCAGCAACGACCAGGCGUCGUCGCGGCCGGCCUCGCCGCUGCCGCUGUCCAGCCAGUCGUGGCACAGCUGCCGCAAGCUCAUCUACGUGCCGCGCUCGGCGCAGAAGGGCUUCCCGCUGGGCCACUGGCCCAUCCCCGAGGCGUUCUGGCCCGAAGUCAGCUCGCCCACACUGCCGUCCCGCUCGGCCCACCCGGUCGUCAAGUUCACCUGCACCAGCCGCGAGCCCAUGGUCAUCGAGAACCUGCCGUUCGACAAGUACGAGCUGGAGCCGAGCCCGCUGACGCAGUUCAUCCUGUCGCGGAAGCAGCCAGCCACCUGCUGGCAGGUCAGCACGCCGCCGCCGCCGCCACCGGGCGACUCGGGCCUGCCGUUUGGUUACCUGAAGGCGAGUACCACACUGACUUGUGUGAACCUGUUCGUCAUGCCGUACAACUACCCGGUGCUGCUGCCGCUGCUGGACGAGCUGUUCAAGGUGCACCGGCUGAAGCCCACCAAGGAGUGGAAGGCCCGCUUCGACAACUACCUGCGCACCAUGCCGGCCUAUUAUGCUCAGCCGCUGCGGCAGGCGCUGAAGCGCAUGGGCGCGCCCAACCUGGUACCUACAACCUGGACAACGGCCUCCUCCGUCAACGUCAUCAACCACCUGAAGCGGCUCAAGAACCAGGCCAAGAUGGAGUACGACCGGCUGUGCAGCGAGGUGUCGGCGCCUGCCGGCUCCGACCAGGUCGGCAUCAAGGUCACUAGCCGCAAUUCCACCCGACGAGAAGCCACCAGCAACCCGGCGCUCAGCGACAAGUUCGCGAGCCUGCUGGAGCCGAUGCAGUACAUGGCCGGCCUGACGCUGGCCGUACGGGACGGCGAGCUCGCCACGCAGAGCUACCGCAACCCGUUCGACAUCAGCCGGCGCCACCUGCUCGACCAGCUGGUGCGCAUGCGCGCCAACUUCAUGCAGACCAGCGUGGGCCUCGUGCGCAUGCAGGACCAGGACCAGGUGCACAACAUGGCCGUCAGUCAGAUGGGCAACUACCAGGACUACCUGAAGCGGCUGCCGGCGCCGCUGCGCGAGAUCGAGACGGUGCCGGUGCGCCAGCACAUGUUCGGAAAUCCCUUCAAAAUCGACAAGCGUAUGAUGGUGGACGAGGCCGACAUCGACCUGCUGGACAAGUCUGGCGGCGUGCGACCGGGCAAGCGGCCGGGCGAGCCGUCCGGACCGGGGCGUGGCAAGCAGCGGCGGCUGGGCCCGCUGGCUGCCGUUAGCUAA